This is a messenger RNA of Nicotiana tabacum (common tobacco), 1221 nucleotides long. The record is from RefSeq and is a predicted model, not a curated record. Lineage: Eukaryota; Viridiplantae; Streptophyta; Magnoliopsida; Solanales; Solanaceae.
AUGACUAAUUUUAUUCACCACGAUGUGAGCGAAAUAUCUUAAGCACAGUGUCUUUGACAUGCCUAAGCUAACUCCUAUUCUCCAUAAUCAAUUUUUCCAACACUAAGGUCAUUGCUUUGCCUUGACCAUUCUUGUUUUAGGAAACAGAGAAGCCUGCCUGUUAUAGUUAUGGGCACAAGUUGCAAUCUUGUCUUUGCUCUUGCAGUUUUCAUUCUGCUUCAUCACCAUACUUCACUGGCUAAGUUUCCCAAUAUCAGCACUGAUGAAGCAGCUCUUGUUGCCUUGAAAUCUCACAUUUUUGUUGAUCCUAACAUCUUAGCAACUAACUGGUCUUCUUUUAGCCCAGUUUGCAGCUGGAUUGGAAUCACUUGCAGCUCUCGCCACCAUAGAGUCGCAGCUUUGGACAUUUCUAGUAUGCAGCUUCAUGGUACUAUUCCACCACACCUUGGAAACCUCUCAUUUCUUGUUUCCCUCGACAUUAGUAACAACGCUUUCCGUGGAGAGUUGCCAGAAGAGUUGGCUCAUUUGCAAAGGCUGAAACUGAUUAAUGUGACAGACAAUAAUUUUACUGGUUCCAUUCCAACAUUCUUAAGUUUGUUACCAAAUCUUCGCAUUGUGCUCCUUUCGGGGAACCAGUUUUUCGGAGAAAUCCCCUCUUCCCUUUCCAACCUAACAAAGCUGCAAGUGUUGAGAAUACAGAGAAAUUUUCUGGAAGGAGAAAUCCCUCGAGAACUUGGUGAUGUUCACUAUAUGACUUUUUUAGACCUGCAACAUAACCAUCUUACUGGCUCUAUACCACCAUCAAUCUUUAACAUUACAACAAUACAAAUUAUUGCUCUUAGUCACAACAAUCUUACCGGUAAGCUUCCAACAGCUAUAUGUGACCAUCUUCCAAACCUGGAAUUGCUUUACCUCUCAACUAACUACCUAGAGGGCGUCAUUCCACCAAACAUAGAAAAAUGUGGAAAGCUUCAAAUCUUGUCAUUGCCAGUCAAUCAGUUCAUUGGAACUGUACCAAGAAAUCUAGCUAACUUGACAGCACUUACAAUAUUAGAUCUUCGAGACCUGCACUUAAAAGGUAGUAUGAUAUUUCCUUACAAGGAAUCGGAAAUUUUCUUCCCUCUCUCUCUCUCUCUCUCGCAAAUCGGUACUCAUAUAUUUCCCACACUUGACAGGAGAGAUACCAGCGGAGCUAGGUAAUCUUAGGAAACUCCAGGCGCU